GAACAGCAGAACCGGUGACGGCAAAAGGGCUUCAGCUUGCCUCAGCUCCAAGAAGCAAAAGGUCAAGUACAUGCAGUUUUUGGCUCACAUUUGGAUGUAGACUCUCAGCAAAGGGUCGCAGGUUCAAAGAAAAAUUGGGGCUGCUUCUUUAGAAAGAGCAGAGAAGUGGAGUUGAUGGGUCCCAUUCACUGAACUGGAUUAAAGAGGCUGAGGCUGCGGGUAUAUCAGGUGCCAACAGUGCCUGAUGGGCUGUAGAGUAAGUCUGGCUUGCCUGGGGAAUGAAUUUUGCACAGUACCACUGGAUCGUCAUCAUCAUUUGAUACAAGACGAGGCUGAGAUCAUGAUUCAGGCUGACAAGAGUUCGUCUGGAGGAUUGGCUGUUGGACAAGCUGAGCCAGAAAACCUCGCUUCAAGUUCUCACACUUUCAAAAACAAGACCUUUAAAAAACCCAAAGACUGUAGUAUCUGCAAACAAGCCAUUGACAGCCAAGGCAUUUCCUGCAGAGUUUGCAAGUAUGCCUGCCACAAGAAAUGUGAAGCAAAGGUGGUGAAACCCUGCUUCCUGCCAAUCAACUACGAACUGCCUGAUAACUCUGAGACCUUUAUGAGUCAUGUAACCAGAACUCUGACUAGCUUGAUAACUCCUAACAUGAUACUUAACAUGAUCACAUCUAAAUCCAGUAGCAGCAUUUUGCACUCAGAUUUGCUCUGCGACUCUGCUCUCUACACUUGUGCAGAACUUCCACGAACAUCAGUGCAGAUCUGA
Messenger RNA from Terrapene triunguis (Three-toed box turtle), 766 nucleotides. Its product is annotated as serine/threonine-protein kinase D2-like. The record is from RefSeq and is a predicted model, not a curated record. NCBI's taxonomy places the organism in Eukaryota, Metazoa, Chordata, Testudines, Emydidae. Bases 245 to 766 code for a protein of 173 amino acids. The transcript is spliced from 7 exons.